Stegostoma tigrinum is the source of this 5230-nucleotide messenger RNA. RefSeq names its product cytidylate kinase (gene cmpk1). Gene Ontology annotation, molecular function: ATP binding; UMP kinase activity. NCBI's taxonomy places the organism in Eukaryota, Metazoa, Chordata, Chondrichthyes, Orectolobiformes, Stegostomatidae. Gene Ontology annotation, cellular component: nucleus; cytoplasm. The coding region runs from base 168 to 803 and encodes 211 amino acids. Gene Ontology annotation, biological process: CDP biosynthetic process; 'de novo' pyrimidine nucleobase biosynthetic process; UDP biosynthetic process. The transcript is spliced from 6 exons. The record is from RefSeq and is a predicted model, not a curated record.
GGAGCUCGUUCCCGGAAGUAGUCAUUCCGUCGGGUGAUUUGAGUCAAGGCGGCUGUGUAUCGACUGCAGAGGAAGAAGACGGUAGCCGACUGAUUAUAUAUGACUCUUUUCUUUAAGUCUACCUUCGCUUUUUCGGCGGGAGAAGUGAGGAAGAGCCGGGCUGGUGCAUGGUUAUUUCUUGUUGGGGAGCGUUGAUUCGGAAUUUGCUGAUGAUGAAGCCCAAAGUGGUUUUUGUCCUCGGUGGGCCAGGAGCCGGGAAAGGGACCCAGUGCGUCAAAAUCGUCAAGAAAUAUGGAUAUACUCACUUGUCUGCUGGUGAUCUACUUCGUGCUGAAAGAAGCAAAGCAGCUACUCAGUAUGGAGAACUAAUUGACAGUUACAUUAAAGAAGGAAGAAUUGUCCCAGUGGAAAUAACUAUCAAUCUUAUAAAGAAGGCAAUGGAUGAGACAAUGGCUCAAGAUGCAACUAAGAAUAAAUUUCUUAUUGAUGGAUUUCCAAGAAAUACAGACAACCUCGAUGGCUGGAACAAACAAAUGGAUAACAAUGCUGAUGUGAAAUUUGUCCUCUUCUUUGACUGUAGCAAUGAGGUCUGUAUAGAGCGUUGCCUUGAAAGAGGAAAAGACAGUGGAAGAACAGAUGACAAUGUCCAAAGUUUGCAAAAAAGAAUUCAGACAUACACGCAGUCUACUAAACCCAUUAUAGAACUAUAUGAGAAAGAGGGCAAAGUAAGAAGAGUUGAUGGUGCCAAAAGUGUUGAUGAGGUUUUUGUUGAAGUCCAGAAAAUCUUUGAUUCCGAAAAUUGAAUUUAGCUGUUCUCCUGAAGUUUUAAAAAUCAGAUGCUUCAAAUACUUAUGCUGGAAGAAGCAGUUAUCUUCUACCUGUCCUGUUUAUUUUACAAGAUAUUAUUUUCAUCAGAAAUCCUUGAGUGGAUACAUAUCUUUCCAUUGGUAUAUUGUUUGCUAUUACUUUUCUAUGAAAGCAUUCUUUGCCAAGCAAGAAAAUAUUGCUUUUUCCCAAAAAUAUCUGCUUCCAAAUACCUUUUGUAACUAGAAAUCCUCUCUUGGUCAUGUAUAGAUUCAAAGUUCUCGUGUAUAACAUGUAUUUGUCUUAAGGGUGUAUUCAGACUCUUGCCCCUCAUUAUGACUUGUAUUGUUGCGUACCAAAUGAUCAUAUUUAAAGCAGUUCAUGCAUAAAUGGUCAUUAUUUAUUAAUCUAAAUGCAUAUGAUGCUGAUUUUGAUUUUUAGAUGCCCAACAUAUUCCACAUUUUUUAAUUUUGAUUGCAAAAGUCAUAGUGCUUGAAGGAAAAUGAAAACUAAAGGUCUGCAUUUAUGUAAGUUGUUAAUGGACAUGAAAUAAUUUCUGCAUAGUGGAAAAACAUAAUUUUGGAAAAGUAGCCUGUGAACACAUGUUUGUCCUUGGAUUUAUCUAUUUAUGUACUUUUUUAAGGAAUUAAAUUGAUCUUGGUCGCAUAAUGUUUAAAUGUGUCAAAAUCCAAAAAUACAUUAACGGCGCUGAGGUAUUGUCGUCUUCACAUGGACGGUCAUAGUUGAGGAAAGAAACUUAACUUCACCUUUUUCAAGGGCAUUUAGGGUUGGACACUGUCACUGGAAAGACCAACAUUUACCCACAUCCUGGGAACAGAUUUUACAGAACUUCAUUGUAUGCAUGUUUUUUCCUGUAGAAUAAAUAUGUUUAAGUGAAAAUGGUUGAAUCCAGAAUAGGUGACCAGAGAAACAGUGCAGAAGAAUUUUACACUGCUGGAUAAUAUGCAAGCCUGACGUAACAAUUUCUUUGCCACUCACUAGCCAGUGCUCAAAUGCACCAGUUAGAUGCAUGAAAGGAAGAGUACGAUCAUUCAGCCAUGUCACUUUGCACUAUAUUUAUGUUGCAAUAUUUAUGAACAAGAGGACAUAUAGAGAAUAUUUUCUUAAAUUUCUGUCCCACAGUCAGGUACUGUGCCCGUGAAAGGAAUAAAUUGUGAAUGCUGGAAAUCCAGAGACGGUCAGUUAGCAUCUAUAAAGAGAAAAGGCUAAAACUUUUAUUGUCUGCUGUUUUUCAGAACAUCAAAAGAUCUACACAUGCAAUAUUAACCUGUUCUUGGCCUUUACAGAUACUGAUUGGCAUGCUUUGUACUUCAAGUGUGUUUAUUUGAUUUUAUUCCUGUGUUUGGAAGUAUCAUGUUUAAUUGUUUACUAUGAUUAUAGUUCUAAUCCUUCCAUUCUAAACUGACUGGAUGGUAAUUCUGAGCACUGAAUUUUGAGAAAUUUUGAGUCUGUAAUUUUAAAGGCUAGACUGUACCAGAGUAUCUCACUUAAUUAACUCGAUUACGAGAGCUUCUGGUUUGUUGUUUGUUUCUCAUCUACUGAUUUUCUUAAUUUUUAAAAACAAGUCAUACCUAGUAGAUGCUGCUUGGCCUGCUGUGUUCAUCCAGCCUCACAUUUUAUUAUCUUGGAAUCUCCAGCAUCUGCAGUUCCCAUUAUCUCUCAUACCUAGUAUGCUUGUAAUUAAUAGACAAGUGGCUCAAACAUGAUAAGUAGAUUAUCUUCACUAAUGAGCAACAUUGCCACAUUAAAAAUGUGGUUCAGUAGCAUGCAGGAAACAUAUCUUAAAGUGUCAGUCCUUGGGAGAGACUCAUAAUUUAUAUUUUACGCAUUUGCUGAAUAGUGUUCGUAAGAUUCAGUCUGACCUUUGCUAUUCUAAGUAAUUAGUCUACCUUGAAAUGGGGUCCAUUUGCUCAUGUAAUAACUUUAAAAUAAAAGAAAUAAAGAAAUUGGCGACUUGUUCAAGUGUUUUAAACUUUGCAGAAAAGUAAUUCUCAAGUGUGUUAGCUUUUUGUGUCUGAAUCCAGAAUAUUGUUUGUUUGGAUUUUACUAAAGUGUGUGUGUGUGUGUGUGUUAUAUAUUCGUAAAUGUUGCUACAGGAGCAACACAUCCAGUAAUUUUCAGUGAGUAACUCACUUUUCAGACUCCCUAAAGCCUGUUCAUCAGGAUGAAUACAUUCCACUGUCUUGGUUGAUUGCAGUUCCAAUAACACGGAGCAAACCUAACAGUAUUCAGGGCAAAGCAGCCUGCUUGAUUGGCCCCAAAUCCACACCAUAAAAAUUCAUUCCUUUCAAUAACCAAUUGAUAAUGGCAACAUUGUACACAAUCUGUGAUGCAACAACUCAGCAAGCCUCCUUUGACAGCACCUUCCAAACCUGUGACCCUGAGGUAACAAGGUGUGGAGCUGGAUAAACACGGCAGGCCAAGCAACAUUUCACGAGCAGGAAAGCUGAUGUUUCAAAGGGUCUAGGCCCGAAACGUCAGCUUUCCUGCACCUAAGAUGCUACUUGGCCUGUUGUGUUCAUCCAGCUCCACACCUUGUUAUCUCGGAUUCCGUAGCAUCUGCAGUUCCUAUUAAACCUGUGACUCCUACCACUUAGAAACACAAGUGAUGUAGAUUCACCAUGGGAAUACCAUGCCUUCAAAUUUCCCUGCAAUUUACGCACCAUCCUGACUUAGCGAAGCAAUGGCAAUUAUAGUUCUGUCACUUGGUAAAAAUCCCUAACAGCUGUAGCUCAAGGGUAUGACUCACCGUAACAUGUUCCAGGAAAAUUAAGGCAGGGCAAUAAUGCUGACCUAAUCUGUAAUGUCUACAUCCUCCGAAUAAAAAUACCUCCAGUUCAUUAUGCUGACAUUAAUUAAUUUUGUUGCCUGUUGUCUGUCAUCUGACGAUACUAGAGUGUAGUGCCUUUUAACAUUUAGUCAAAAUGGCCUUGGGUUUUCAAUAUUUAUUUACUAUGCACGUAGGCAUUGUGGUCUGUUUUUCAUCACUCGUAUGAUUGAGACAUUAGAGAUUGCAAUGAGUGUCAUUGUUGGCUGAUAGUUUUCCUGUUCCGGGACAAGCAUUGACGUGUUUUUAUGUUUCAGAUGUACAAACUAGUGACUUAGGUUAUGUUUGCUUAAUAUAUGAAACUGACUUAAAUUAGCAUUUGUGCAAUUAGAACUUUUGGAAAUUGCUGUUAACUUAAGCAACUUAGCCAUUUUUGAAUGAAAGGUUUGAACUAUGAAAUAACCAAAUUGGAUGUGCCAGCUAUUGACUGGCUGAUUGCUAUUUGAUACAUGUCCUGUACUGCAGUCUCAUUCAGUAGUCAUAUUCCUUUUGAUGCAUCUGUUGUAAUAUGAGGUGAUUCUCUUUAAUCUAUCCUUAAUCUGCUAUACUUUGAAGGUUUUCUUAAAAUAAAUGUACCUGUUUUGUUUCAAAAAAUGUCUUCCCAUUGCAACCCCUCUUUUUCCCUUCUGUUGUCUAUUACUUGCCUGUGAAUAAAUAAUCUGCUACUGCUAUGUAUAAAUUGCAAAUUUCUAUUUACAUAGCAAUUGUUAAUUGCAAUGCACUGGAGCAUAGACUUUUGUCGGUAGUCUCAUUUUUGGCACAAUUCCUGAAUUUAGAAAGCACCAAUUUCCUCAUCAACCCCCCCCCCCCCCAUUUUUUUUUUGACUAUGUUUAAAUUAAAUUGAAUCCAUGAUGUUCAUCCUGGACUACUGAUGGUACAAGGUAUCCAUUAGGAAAUCAUUGUCUUGAGUUAAAAUUUUUAUGCCUCAAGAAUGCUGUAAGGACUGUAAACGUUUCCUUCUAUUUUCAUUUUGUACUGGAAACAAUACCUUAACUUGGCGACUGUGUAUGUAUGCUUGAAAUCACGUCUUUAAAAGAGGAGUCAAUUCAUGUGUCCUUGUUGGUUAUAAAAAUGUAAUGUUCAAUAAAUCUGUUUGCUGCUCCCUUGCAAGAAUGUACAUUAUAUUACGAUAGUUCAUAGCUGCAGGAAUCUCAUUUUUGAUCAUGGUUUUCUCAUUGUGAAAGGUAAUGUCUUCUAAUUUGUUUGUUGAACAUACUCGUGAUUUACAGUAAUAGUUAACUAUUUGACAGCUAAUAUAGAAUUGUAGGUGAAGAUGGGCAACAGCUGGCUGAACUGCAAAAGACUUGGGUAAACUGAAACGCCCAAGUUACCAAGUUACAACCCUUGGUUUUUAGAUUUGAAUAGAUUUAUGGAUUUACAAUAAAGCCGGCAUUUUACUGUGAUUAGCAUUCAUACUUCUGUUACAGCUAUUUUAGGAUAGUGGAAGAUGUAGAAAUUCAAAGGAGGAGUGGUGUGGAGAUUAAUAUUUUGUGAGAUGAUGACAUUUUGAAGAAGCCACUGUGCUUCAUGUGCCAAAGUAAUGUAAUCUAUAUUUUUCUUGCCGAUAAAUGAGUUUU